CGUCGUCUUCGACGAGAGCAAAGGUGUAUGUAUUUUGGUUUGGCAAUUUUGCUAUGGUGUAACGUAAAAUGUGUGCAAACGAAACAAAUUUACUGCACCAAAAACUUCUCAAAGUUUAAUGUGAUUGUGAUCUAUUCAAGUGAUUAGGUUUCCUGCUUCUUAUUUUUUUUUUGACGGGAAAGCCAGCAACAUGCAUCAGUACUACCUUUCGGUGAUAUUUGUGAGGCUGGUGCUACCUGCAGGGCUCCUACUAGCCAUUGCCCUGCGACCGUUCGGAUUAUCAUUAAUAUACUUGCUGCUGUACUUAAUAGCACCGCUAGCGCAAGUGCCCGACACCAAAACAUAUUCCGGAUGGCGGGGCAGGUUCCUAGUGCUGAACUUUGUGGUAUCGUUGCUGGUGCUGUUGACGCACGCGGCAUGGCACAGCGUGCUGGCGGCGUUCGGCCCCUACGGCUCUCUGCUGGACAAGCUACCACUGCUCAAAGACAUCGGCUACAACCUCGGGCUCGUCUCCUUCUCCGACAUCGAACCCCUGAUGGCAAUACACUAUGUCGCACCUGAGCUGGUCGCAACUGGGACAUCGCUAACAGUGUACCUUGUGGUCCGACGUCUGCUCACCGUGACCAACCCGGACGAACUGCCGAGGAAGGAUUCCAAGCACCAGCGGUACCCAUUACUUACCAGUGCAGGCAAGUACAUAGCGUUGUUCCUGAUAAUGUUCUCUGGGAUAAUGCGGCCGAGCGUUACUUCGGGAAUCUACUUCCUGGUGUUCAUGAGCGCGGCGACGGCGUGGUCGCUGGGCCGGCCACUGGAACGCGGCUUUGCGGUCGUCAGCCGCUGUCUCAUGGCCAUCAUGGCCGCACACAUUACUAUCUUACUCGUCUAUCAGUGCUCCUGGAUCAUUAAUAUUUACCCACCGGAUGAGAACUUUGCUAGAUACUUUGGUUUAACAAAAUUAGUCAUCUUAAACGAUACAGAUUCAGAUAGUUUUACGUACGAAGUGACCGACGACCACAUGUGGGCCACACUCGCGAGUCCCCUAGUUAUACUCUUUACCUACUUCUUCCUCGCAAUCGAGAGCCGCGAACUGUUCAAGCCAAAGGUUGCAUAUUCAUACAUAAAUUCCCAAGCACUGCGACAGGACGUCGGUGAGAACACACCUUUGAUAAGUGCGACGUCGCCGAGCCGGCGCUGGCCGAGUGUUCGCUCCAGAUCCGGUUCGCGUCAACUGCACCAGGAUUCCACGGGAUCCGUCGUUGUCCCUGACGACGAAUCUAUUAUCGAAGAAGAAGAACCGACAUUAAUGGAUGAUGUAGUUGCAGCUAUUAUAGACUUCUUCCAAGUCUUGAUCAGAUCAUCGUACAUAGCGACGACAAUCACGAUGAUGGCUUGGAGCAUAAUGUUCCACUCAUGGCUAACGUUCGUGUUCCUGAUGUGGGCCAAUAUGGUCUGGUUAUGCCAUAACCAGCGCUCCUUCAUGCUCAAGACCAGCCCCGUGCUCGUCUUCUACGCCAUGCUGCUGCUUAUCGCGCAGUAUAUAUACGGCAUGAACUUGUACGAAAGCGAACUACCGUCUAAUAUUACAGAGGUGAACCUGCGUCAGAUCGGCGUGGGGCGGGGUGAAGGCGAGCCGUGUGUGCCGCUGCUCAUCAAGUCGCUGUUCACGUGCAUGUUCUGGGUGACGCUACGUCAGCGCGUCCACGAGCUGCGCGUGCGCCGGCAGUCCGCCGCCACCGCGGACCUCGCCGCGCCCCUGCACCUCACCGCGUCCACUGCAGGCGCCGGUGUGGAGGGCGCUAGUGAGGAGCCGCGGUCGCGCCUGCUGCGGGCGCUGGGGGCGUGGCUGCGCUCGGCCUGCGCCCGCUACUGGAUCUACGUGGUCGUCAUCAUGCUGUUCGUCAUCGGUGUCACCGGCGAGCGCAUGACCAUCUUCCGCAUCAUAUACAUGUUCCUCUUCCUCGCAUUUAUAUUGAUGUUCCAAAUAAGUUGGUACUGGUGGCGGCGACUAAUGUAUAUGUUCUGGAUAACUGUCAUCAUAUACUCGAUGAUCAAUCUUAUACUGAUAUACAUAUACCAGUUCGAUAACUUCUCCAAGAUGAUAGAGAAAUAUCUUCUAAUAAAUGAGAGAUUACAGCACGAUUUAGGCCUGGAACCAUAUCAUCCCGCGGACUUGUUUGUCAAACUGUUGACACCUACGUUGUUCCUCAUUAUAACUAUAAUGCAGGUUCAUUACUUCCAUAAAGACUUUCUGGCACUCUCGGACCCAAACACGACGACAAAUAGUGUCGCUACUCGUCGAGAAUCUAGUCAUCCUAGCCAAGCUGGUACUUCCACAAUAAAAGAUUUUCCAGCGUUACCUUUGGAAGAAGACCAUGUGGGUUCCGGGCCCAGCGGAGAAGACUCUAAGACGGAGAACAUGCGAGGCUCCAGGCGCUCUUUAUAUAGAAAGUCGUCGCGUAGCCGGUCGUACGCGACGGAACGCGGGUCGCGCGGGUCGCGCAUGUCGCGGGGGUCGCGGGCCGCCACGCUGCAGCCCUGGCUGCUGGCGGCGCUGCGGCGGGCGCGCGACCUGAUGCAGAGCGCCGCAGACCGCGCCUUCCUCUUCCUCGACCUGCAUCUCCUCAAGGUCAUCUUCCUCGCCCUCAUGUUGCUCUGCGUCAUGAACGUUUGUGCCAUGCAUGUGCCAAUUAUGGUUAUAAUUUCACCUGCUCUGUUAUUAAAUUCUCGAAAACAACGUUUCUGCGUGCUGUUGAUAUCGACCCUUAUCAGCAUAUACCUAAUGGCGAAAAUGGUAUAUCAAAUCGAAUAUAUCAAGCAUUCAUAUUUUGACGUUAACUGUACUGCGUCUGAUGAUAACAUAACGACGUACAACAACGCGGAGUGGGUGGGCUUCUACAAGGCGACUCACGACCGCCCUCUAGUUGUGUUGCUCAAAGGAUACAUUGGACUUAUUGCAGUAUUUACCUUCUACUCCCUUGUCAGUUACAGACAGAAGAAUAUAAGAGAUCGCGGUCUUCUACCAAGUGGUGCGGAAAAAUUAAUGUUCCCAGAGAUAACGCGCAAAGAGGCUGACAAAGAUUUAAUACAUUGCAUUAAGUACUUGGUCAACUACGGUUUCUACAAAUUUGGUGUUGAGAUCUGUUUGAUCUGCCUGAUGGGCGUGAUCGGGUCGCGCAUGGACGUGUACGCGGCGGUGUACGCGGGCUGGCUGCUGGCGCUGGUGUCCUGCGCACGCGCACGCCUGGCGCGCGUCUGGCCCGCCUUCACCGCCUGCCUCACCGUGCUCGUGCCGCUGCAGUACAUGCUCUCCGUCGGCUUCCUGCCGCAGCUCUGCCUCACCUUCCCCUGGAGCGGUGACACGCAGCAAAUGAAGCACGUGCGUUCCUGGCUGUACCUGCCGUACCCAGCGGAGCCGCCUCAUGCAGUCAAGUUGAUCUUCGACUACUUCUUGCUGCUGUUCGCGGCGCGGCAGCUGCGUGUGUUCCGGCUGGAGCGUACGCACGGCACCGCAUACCCCGGCGGCUCCAACAGCGAGGACAUCGGCAAGGACUGGGAGACGCCCAACUUCGUUAACCCAGUCCCGGACUUCCUGGAUUACGUCGGGUCGUGGUUAGAUGUGAUCAAGCGUAUGGUGUUCCUGGGGAUGCUGUGGGUGACGUUGGCCAUCAUGUUUAUGACGGGCACCAAUCGUGUCAACCUCUUCUCUAUGGGCUACCUCAUUGGCUCUUUCAUUUUCCUCUGGCAAGGCACAGACUUCUAUCUGCGGCCGAAAGAAGCUAUUUUACAGUGGUGGUCGUGGUUGGUGCGGUACAACGUGUGCGUGGUGGUGGUGAAGGCGCUGCUGCAGAUCCCGGGCUGCAUCUUCAGCGGCGCGAUGCAGGCGCGGGCCUGCUGGCUGGUGCAGCUGCUCGGUAUCGGCUGCGUCGAUAAGUUCGCCGGCGGUAACAUCGCGCGCUUCAUCAAGAUGCAAUACGACAAGGAUUCAGCGUGUUCUGUGCCCCAGGAGGAUAUCGGCUUAGCGUGGGACGGCGUCUGUUUCGCUUUCUUAAUACUCCAGCGUCGUCUUUUCCACAGUUACUACUUUUAUAGAGUCAUCGACGAAAGCAAAGCAACCACUGUACUUGCUUCCAGAGGAGCUGAAUUAAUUGAAGAGUUACGACAAAAGCAAAUGCAAGUGCAGGAGGAGCAGGAAAUUAAGAUAUUAGAAAAGAUCAAAGUAAAAAUGGAGAGAAUUAAGGCUAACCAAAAGAAGAUUCAAGGCGCAAUGUCCAAGGAGCCUCUGCAACAUGACGCUGGAAGUGAGUCUGGUUGUGCGACUAGAAGGCGAAUAUUCACUAAGAGACACGAAGCACGAGACAGGCCGCCGUAUAAGCCGCCCGCCAGCCAUCAGAAGGCCGUACGAUCUGGAGACUACUACAUGUUCGAUGAAUUUGAUGACACCGACUUACAUUUGAAAGACGACGAUUCCAGCUCCGAUGAAGAUGCGCCUAAAGAAAUGGGAUUCGGCAAGCUGCUGUCGACGGUGAUCAAGUCGGACCUGCGGCGCGCGGUGUCGGCUCGCCGCUCCUCCGCGCCCGCAGCUCGCACCGACAGACACUUCUCGCUCGGCACCUACCCGCACUCCGACCCACAUCAGCUUCGCACGCGGUCGCCGUCGGGCGCGGACGUGUCGGAGCGCGAUGGCGAGCUCUCCGACAGAGAUCGCCAGCCUUCCGAAAUCGAUGACUACGGAGCGUUGCCAGAGAAGGAAUCAUCGCUUGAGAAGCUGUACACGUACAUGCGGACAGCGUGGGCGUUCAUCUCGAGCCUGCUGGUCUCGCUGACGAGGCACCUCAUGAAGUACUCCCGCGACUAUCGCUAUGUCUCUAGAACCCUGUCUGUCGAGAAGAAAAUACUUAAGGAAAAGGAAGGCUUCGGUAUAGGACUACGCGAGGGUUCUCAAAUGAUAUGGGAGCCGUUGCCGGAAACUUUAGCUCACCAUAUGCCAUCGGAGAGGGAACACUCCGACCAACGUCUGCAGGUGCCCUCUGUCGAGAUGGGCCGUAAGUUAAGCGAAAUAAGCGUACCGGAGAUCCGAAUACUAGCGCCGAGCAUGGAGCGCGGGCUGGACGCGAGCCCACCGCGAGCCGCCUCGCCCGCCUCACCCGCCUCCUCCGACGACACCUCCGAACACGAGAGCGCAUUUAGCUUACAGACCACCGAAAGCAAAGACGUGACUACAUUGGAAGAGCAAGAUGACUCGAUGUUCAAGCAAGACAAGUCCCCGAUUCUACAUCUCGCAUACGCACUGUGGUACGCCGUACUCGCUCACACAGACAUCGUUUGCUAUAUCAUGGUUUUUAUUAACCAGAUUCAAUCAGCGACUAUCCUUUCUAUCCCGUUGCCGCUCAUGGUGUUCUUGUGGGGCACUGUUACUAUACCACGACCAACUAAAACAUUCUGGGUCACAUUAAUUGCUUAUACGGAGGUUAUCGUGCUGAUAAAGAGUAUGUUCCAAUUCGAGAUCCUACCUUGGAACCAGAAGGCGAUCCCGGCCAACAUGCCCUUCACGGCGCCGCGCAUCAUCGGCAUUGAGAGGAAGUAUAACUACGCCCUCUACGAUCUGCUGCUCCUGCUCAUCAUAUUUUUGCAUAGGUUCAUGCUGAAGUCUCUGGGUCUGUGGAAGGAGUCGUCGCCGGAGCUGGAGCUGCGCGAGGACGCGGAGUACGCGCUGUCGGCGGAGGACACGCGGCUGGUGGUGGAGGGGCGAGGCGCGGACGUCGGCCGCAAGUACCUGCGUCUGCACGACCGCACCGCACCGCAAGUGGAGGGUAAUGCGGAGGCGGGAGGUCAGGCGAGCAGUCUGGCCAUCACCGCAGUACCGGAGCUGGAUGAGAGGCAGGAGGACGAGCCGGGGCCCUCCAGGCCUCCUGACGACGACCAUUACAAAGUAAACGACGAUCAAGAGCCGAUAAUUGCUGUGACAACGACAUUGGAAGAUACAUACAAACAUUAUCCACAAGUGUUGUUGUUAUCUUUCAAACGCUAUUUACGUCCAACGCAGCGCUUCUUCAAGCGUAUGCUGGCGCCGGGAGCGCGCGUUACCGCUGAUGUGUACGCGUACAUGUUCCUGUGCGACUUCUUAAACUUCCUCGUUGUCAUCUUCGGAUUUGCCGCAUUCGGGACUCACCAGGGUGACGGCGGUGUGCAAGCGUACCUGGAGGAGAACAAGGUUCCAAUCCCAUUCCUCGUGAUGCUGAUCCUGCAGUUCGCUCUCAUUGUAAUAGACCGCGCCCUCUACCUGCGCAAGUUCAUGCUCGGCAAGAUCCUGUUCCAGUACGCGCUCAUCAUCGGCGUUCAUAUCUGGAUGUUCUUUGUAUUACCAUUCAUCACUGAAAGGACGUUCAACGCGCUGCUGCCGCCGCCGAUGUGGUACAUGGUGAAGUGCGUGUACCUGCUGCUCUCCGCGUACCAGAUCCGCUGCGGCUAUCCGCGCCGCAUCAUCGGCAACUUCCUCUGCAAGUCAUACCACUUCCUCAACAUGAUCUUCUUCAGAGGGUUCAUGGCGGUGCCAUUUGUGUUCGAGUUGCGCACUCUGAUGGACUGGAUCUGGACGGACACCUCCAUGACGCUGCUCGACUGGCUCAAGAUGGAGGAUAUUUUCGCCAGCGUUUUCCUCCUCAAGUGUUCGCGUUACGUGGAAGAUGAGUUCCCGCAGCCGCGUGGUGUCAAGAAAUCUAGUACCUCCAAGUAUCUGCUGGGUGGUGGCGUACUUGCCUUCGUCAUCGCAAUCAUAUGGUUUCCACUCGUCUUCUUCGCGUUCGGCAACUCUGUCGGCCAACCGAACCCACCCACUGAUGUGACGGUGAAGAUCCGCAUCGGACCCUUCCUGCCUGUCUACCAGAUGUCGGCGCAGUCACACAACAUAGACAUCUAUUCUGAGCAAGACUACACGCAGCUGAGCAAUCUGUACGCUCGCGACCGCACUGCGCAGACCUUCCUCUCCAACUACAUGUACAACGACGUGGCCGUCAUCACCAUCAACCCCAACUCCACCAUGAAGUGGGAGAUCUCGCCGCCGGAGCUCGCGCGUCUCGAGCGCGAGGCUGCUUCUAACGCAUCGCUGACGGUGAAGUUCACAUAUGUGAUAACACACCCGAGCAACAACGCGCAGAACCCGCCCACAAUGGAGGACAGCCGCGAGGUGUCUCUGCCGGCGCUGGUGGCUGGCCGCCCCAACCCUGAGCGUGACACGCUGCUGCAGCUCCUCACUGGCACCUCACCACCCGACACAUGGUUACAUGUAAAGACACUGUUCCCGAAAUUCGUUAAAGUAUUCAACAAAGGAGCGGCAAAGCCUGCGUACCAGCUUAUGCCUCCCACCACUGAUGACGAUGAGAACGCGAGGCUGUAUCGCAACGUGGAGCUACGUCUGGAGCGUGAGAGCGGCGCCAUGUACUGGCGCGUGCGCGAGGACUGCGAAGCCAGGGACCCGAUGGCAUCAAUACCAAUGAAUAAUUGUGACAUGCUCGUCAUGUACACUUUCAAUGACAAGCUGUUCCCCGAGACGCUCAACUUCAUCUCCGCCGGCGGUAUCAUCGGGCUGUACACUACGUUCGUGUUCCUGGCAUCGCGUGUGUUGCGCGGCUUCUUCUCCGGCAUCUACACCAAGAUCAUGUUCGACGACCUUCCCAACGUAGACCGCGUGCUGCAGCUCUGCCUCGAUAUAUACCUCGUGCGUGAAGCGCUUGAAUUGGCGCUAGAAGAAGACUUGUUCGCUAAACUGGUAUUCCUGUACCGCUCACCCGAGACCAUGAUAAAAUGGACUCGACCCAAGGAGGAGCCUGACGAGCAAAGAGCGCUGCCCGCCUCUCGCUGACCAUACGACACAUAGUCGAGUAUGAAUACAUGAUUACAGUCGAUAAACCAUUUUCCUGCCAUCCAUUUGAAAAUAUAUUAUUAUAUAAAGACUACGAAGUAUUGAACCUUCAAUACAAAUUGCACUUUCCUAUGGAUCGUUUUGGAUAGAUACGUAAGUUGUACAGUAAGGGAUAGUUAGGUUACUUAAGAGUAAUAGCGGUGCUUUAAAGUUCCAGCCUCUUUACAAAUUAUUGUGGGCAAAUCAAUUAUAGCAUAUUUACAAAAUCGUGCACAUACAAUCAUUUUUAUGUCAUUACCAGCGUUCUGCUCUUAUUUAUU
Messenger RNA from Papilio machaon (common yellow swallowtail), 8178 nucleotides. RefSeq names its product piezo-type mechanosensitive ion channel component (gene Piezo). Lineage: Eukaryota; Metazoa; Arthropoda; Insecta; Lepidoptera; Papilionidae. The record is from RefSeq and is a predicted model, not a curated record. Bases 191 to 7858 code for a protein of 2555 amino acids. The transcript has 55 exons.